ACAGGAAUAGUUAUCUGCUUAGUCUCAUCCUUCGUAUUUGGCAAUCUGAGGAAAAGGUCUGAGCCAGCAUGAAGACAGAAUCCCCUCUUCAUUAGAGAAAAACUUUCUGCCUGAAGCAGUUCAUUUCAAGAAGUGCACGAUGACAGAGCGUGGAAUUAAAUGGGCUUGUGAGUAUUGUACAUAUGAAAAUUGGCCAUCUGCAAUCAAAUGUACCAUGUGUCGUGCUCAGAGACCUAGUGGAACAAUUAUCACAGAAGAUCCAUUUAAAAGUGGUUCAAGUGAUAUUGGUAGAGACUGGGAUCCUACGAGCACUGAAGGAGGGAGUAGUCCUUUGAUAUGUCCAGAUUCUAGUGCAAGACCAAGGGUUAAAUCAUCGUACAGUAUGGAAAGUGCAAAUAAAUGGUCGUGCCACAUGUGCACAUACUUGAACUGGCCAAGAGCGAUAAGGUGUACUCAGUGCUUGUCUCAACGUAGGACCAGGAGUCCCACAGAGUCUCCUCAGUCUUCAGGUUCUGGUUCAAGACCGGUCCCUUUUUCUGUUGAUCCGUGUGAGGAAUAUAAUGACAGAAAUAAACUAAACACAAGGGCUCAGCACUGGACUUGUUCUGUUUGUACAUAUGAAAACUGGGCGAAGGCCAGGAAAUGUGUUGUAUGUGAUCAUCCCAGACCUAACAACAUAGAAGCAAUAGAACUGGCGGACACGGAAGAGGCUUCUUCAAUCAUAAACGAGCAAGACAGAGCUCGAUGGAGAGGAAGCUGUAGUAGUGGUAAUAGCCAAAGAAGAUCUCCACCUACAACCAAACGUGAAUCUGACGUGAAAAUGGACUUCCAAAGAAUUGAAUUGGCUGGAGCUGUUGGCAGCAAGGAAGAACUUGAAGUUGACUUCAAAAAACUAAAGCAAAUAAAAAAUAGAAUGAAAAAGACUGACUGGCUGUUUCUAAAUGCUUGUGUUGGAGUUGUAGAAGGUGAUUUAGCUGCUGUUGAAGCUUACAAGUCAUCAGGAGGAGAUAUUGCCCGCCAGCUUACUGCAGAUGAAGUACGCCUGCUAAAUCGCCCUUCUGCUUUUGACGUUGGGUACACACUUGUACAUCUGGCAAUACGCUUUCAGAGACAAGAUAUGCUAGCAAUUUUGCUUACGGAGGUAUCACAACAUGCAGCGAAGUCCAUUCCUGCCAUGGUGUGUCCAGAGGUCACAGAACAAAUUCGUCGUGAAAUUGCUGCAUCUCUUCAUCAACGAAAGGGAGACUUUGCUUGCUAUUUUCUGACUGACCUUGUAACGUUUACGUUACCUGCAGAUAUUGAAGACUUACCGCCCACAGUCCAAGAAAAGUUAUUUGACGAAGUACUUGAUAGAGAUGUUCAGAAAGAGCUAGAGGAGGAAUCUCCCAUUAUUAACUGGUCACUGGAACUGGGUACGCGCUUGGACAGCAGAUUAUAUGCACUUUGGAAUCGGACUGCAGGGGACUGCCUGCUUGAUUCAGUACUACAGGCCACUUGGGGCAUUUACGACAAGGAUUCAGUGCUGCGGAAAGCUCUUCACGACAGUUUACAUGACUGCUCGCAUUGGUUCUAUACACGCUGGAAAGAGUGGGAAUCGUGGUAUUCCCAAAGCUUUGGUUUACAUUUCUCAUUGCGAGAGGAACAGUGGCAGGAAGACUGGGCAUUCAUACUCUCUCUUGCAAGCCAGCCUGGAGCGAGUUUGGAGCAGACACACAUUUUUGUACUUGCACAUAUUCUUAGAAGACCAAUUAUAGUUUAUGGAGUAAAAUAUUAUAAGAGUUUCCGAGGAGAAACAUUAGGAUAUACCCGCUUUCAAGGUGUAUAUUUGCCUUUGUUAUGGGAACAGAGUUUUUGUUGGAAAAGUCCUAUUGCUCUGGGCUACACGAGGGGCCAUUUCUCCGCUCUGGUUGCCAUGGAGAACGAUGGUUAUGGCAAUCGAGGUGCUGGUGCUAACUUGAACACCGACGAUGAUGUUACUGUUACUUUCCUGCCGUUGGUGGACAGCGAGAGGAAAUUAUUGCACAUCCACUUCCUUUCCGCCCAAGAGAUAGGUAAUGAGGAGCAGCAAGAGAAGCUGCUCCGGGAAUGGCUGGACUGCUGCGUGACGGAAGGAGGGGUUCUCGUUGCGAUGCAGAAAAGCUCUCGUAGGCGCAAUCAUCCUCUGGUCACCCAGAUGGUAGAGAAGUGGCUCGACCGCUACCGACAGAUCCGCCCUUGUACAUCCCUUUCCGACGGCGAGGAAGAUGAGGAUGAUGACGAUGAAUGAUGAUGAAGAAAUUGCAAAGAAGAUUACCAGCGCAGAGUGUCUGACCCGGAGUUAGCGUUGUGCUCUAGCAGUUCGUUGCGGAACGACCCAGUUCUAGGGGAAAAGUGCUGUUAAAGGAUUUUUCUAACCAGCAUGGAGAGAGCCUAGAAGCUCAUCUGCUGUGUGGAGAGAGCGAAAUGGGCUGGACUGCAGUUUGUAUAAAAACA
Molecule: messenger RNA, 2472 nt
Organism: Nipponia nippon (crested ibis)
Lineage: Eukaryota; Metazoa; Chordata; Aves; Pelecaniformes; Threskiornithidae
Source: RefSeq, a predicted model, not a curated record